This is a messenger RNA of Camellia sinensis, 1158 nucleotides long. Lineage: Eukaryota; Viridiplantae; Streptophyta; Magnoliopsida; Ericales; Theaceae. The record is from RefSeq and is a predicted model, not a curated record.
GCUGUUAUUAUUUCUCAUCUCAAGAAAACGAAAAAAAGUCUCCUCCUCAGUCUCUCCUCUACCACCGCCUCUCAUUUCAUUCCACCGAAAGAAUCAGAACCCAAACAAAACUACUCACAUAUUAAAAAAAAAAAACAAAAAAAUCUGAGAGAGAGAGAUCAAAGUAGGUUUCGAUUUUGUUGUUGGCGGCGUAAGUGUGGAAUUUCGCACAACGGAAGGGACGAAUGGACCCUGCAGUGUUGGACAAGAUAAUCGAAAGGCUAAUCGAAGUCCGAUCGUCGAAGCCAGGGAAGCUUGUUCAGCUUUCUGAGUCUGAGAUCAAGCAGCUCUGUGUUGCCUCUCGUGAUAUCUUCAUCCAACAGCCCAAUCUCCUCGAACUCGAAGCUCCCAUCAAAAUUUGCGGUGACAUUCAUGGGCAGUAUAGUGAUUUGUUAAGGCUCUUCGAGUAUGGUGGUUUUCCUCCUCAAUCCAAUUAUCUAUUUUUAGGGGACUAUGUAGACCGUGGCAAACAGAGUCUGGAAACAAUAUGCCUCUUGCUUGCGUAUAAAAUUAGAUAUCCAGAGAACUUCUUUCUUCUCAGGGGAAACCAUGAAUGUGCUUCUAUUAAUCGCAUCUAUGGAUUUUUUGAUGAAUGCAAACGCCGGUUUAAUGUGAAAAUAUGGAAGUCCUUUACUGAUUGUUUCAAUUGUCUUCCUGUGGCCGCACUCAUUGAUGACAGAAUAUUGUGCAUGCAUGGUGGCCUUUCCCCUGAUCUUACAAACUUGGAUCUGAUUAGAAACUUACCCCGUCCUACUCCUGUUCCUGACACUGGUUUACUGUGUGAUUUACUCUGGUCGGAUCCUGGUAGAGAUGUCAAGGGAUGGGGAAUGAAUGAUAGAGGAGUUUCAUUUACAUUUGGCCCUGAUAGGGUGUCAGAGUUCUUAACAAGGCAUGAUUUGGAUCUUAUUUGUCGCGCCCAUCAGGUUGUAGAGGAUGGUUACGAAUUCUUUGCUGAGAGGCAGCUUGUAACCAUAUUCUCAGCCCCCAACUACUGUGGUGAAUUCGACAAUGCUGGGGCAAUGAUGAGUGUUGAUGAAAAUUUGAUGUGCUCAUUUCAAAUUCUCAAGCCAGCAGAGAAAAAAACUAAGUUCAUGAUGUCCGCAAAAACGUGACCAAAAG